Molecule: messenger RNA, 3775 nt
Organism: Arachis ipaensis
Lineage: Eukaryota; Viridiplantae; Streptophyta; Magnoliopsida; Fabales; Fabaceae
Product: pyrophosphate-energized vacuolar membrane proton pump
Biological process (GO): proton transmembrane transport
Cellular component (GO): membrane
Molecular function (GO): inorganic diphosphate phosphatase activity; diphosphate hydrolysis-driven proton transmembrane transporter activity
Source: RefSeq, a predicted model, not a curated record
CUUCGUCUGUCUCUCUAUCAUUCCUCCAUCCCUAUCCCUCUCUCCCUCUCUCUCUCUCUCUCUCUCUCCUCCAACCGCAUCAGAUAUAAAUCCCUCUCAGUCUCAACCCCAAUACCCAUUCCUUCAUUCCAUUUCUCUCUUGAUUUCGUCUCUAACACUCACAACACACUCUAUCUUCUUGUGCACUCGCAGCUAUGGGUGCAGCGCUACUCCCAGAUCUCGGGACUGAGAUUCUCAUCCCUGUGUGUGCCGUCAUAGGGAUAGGGUUUGCCCUCUUCCAGUGGCUUCUUGUCUCUAAGGUCAAGCUCUCCGCCGCCAGAGACGCUUCUCCCAACGCCGCCGCCAAGAAUGGCUACAACGAUUAUCUCAUCGAAGAGGAGGAAGGCAUCAACGACCACAACGUCGUUAUCAAAUGCGCUGAAAUCCAGAGCGCCAUUUCCGAAGGAGCAACCUCUUUCCUUUUCACUGAGUACAAGUAUGUGGGAAUCUUCAUGGUGGCUUUUGCCAUCUUGAUAUUCCUCUUCCUUGGCUCUGUGCAAGGAUUCAGCACAAGCCACCAGCCUUGCACCUAUGAUGAAUCCAAGAUGUGUAAACCAGCUCUAGCUACUGCCCUCUUUAGCACCAUUUCAUUCUUGCUCGGUGGCGUCACGUCGCUAGUCUCCGGUUUCCUUGGAAUGAAAAUUGCUACUUAUGCAAAUGCGAGAACCACUCUGGAGGCAAGGAAGGGUGUUGGAAAGGCUUUCAUCACUGCAUUUAGAUCUGGUGCAGUUAUGGGAUUUCUCCUUGCUGCAAAUGGUCUAUUGGUUCUUUACAUUGCCAUCAACGUUUUCAAGUUCUACUAUGGCGAUGACUGGGAAGGUCUUUUUGAGGCCAUAACUGGUUAUGGUCUUGGUGGGUCUUCUAUGGCUCUCUUUGGCAGAGUUGGUGGAGGUAUCUACACUAAGGCUGCUGAUGUUGGUGCUGAUCUUGUUGGCAAGGUUGAAAGGAACAUUCCCGAGGAUGACCCAAGAAAUCCUGCUGUGAUUGCCGAUAAUGUGGGUGAUAAUGUUGGGGAUAUUGCUGGUAUGGGAUCUGAUCUCUUCGGUUCAUAUGCCGAGUCAUCCUGUGCUGCCCUUGUUGUUGCUUCCAUCUCCUCUUUUGGGGUGAACCAUGAGUUGACUGCUAUGUUGUACCCUCUCAUUGUCAGCUCUGUGGGUAUCAUAGUUUGUUUGCUUACCACCUUAUUUGCAACUGACUUUUUUGAGAUAAAGGCUGUGAAGGAAAUUGAGCCGGCAUUGAAAAAACAACUCAUUAUUUCCACUGCUUUAAUGACCGUUGGGAUUGCGAUUGUUAGUUGGAUUGCACUACCAUCUUCCUUCACUAUCUUCAAUUUUGGAGUCCAGAAAGAUGUCAAGAACUGGCAACUAUUUUUGUGUGUUGCUGUUGGUCUUUGGGCAGGUCUUAUUAUUGGAUUUGUAACCGAGUACUUUACCAGCAAUGCAUAUAGCCCUGUGCAAGAUGUUGCAGAUUCCUGCAGGACUGGUGCUGCCACUAAUGUUAUCUUUGGGCUUGCCUUGGGAUACAAGUCUGUCAUUAUCCCAAUUUUUGCUAUUGCUGUUAGUAUUUUUGUUAGCUUCAGCUUUGCUGCCAUGUACGGUAUUGCUGUUGCAGCACUUGGGAUGCUGAGUACCAUAGCCACUGGAUUGGCCAUUGAUGCUUAUGGUCCAAUUAGUGACAAUGCUGGAGGUAUUGCUGAGAUGGCUGGUAUGAGCCACAGAAUUAGAGAGAGAACAGAUGCCCUUGAUGCCGCCGGAAACACAACUGCUGCUAUUGGAAAGGGAUUUGCAAUUGGUUCUGCCGCGCUUGUGUCUCUGGCUCUCUUUGGUGCCUUUGUGAGCCGAGCUGCUAUCACAACUGUUGAUGUGUUGACUCCAAAGGUUUUCAUUGGUUUGCUUGUUGGUGCAAUGCUUCCAUACUGGUUUUCCGCCAUGACCAUGAAGAGUGUGGGAAGUGCUGCACUAAAGAUGGUUGAGGAAGUGCGCAGGCAAUUCAAUACCAUUCCUGGCCUGAUGGAGGGAACUGCAAAGCCUGACUAUGCUACAUGUGUUAAGAUCUCCACUGAUGCUUCCAUUAAAGAAAUGAUCCCGCCCGGUGCCCUUGUCAUGCUUACACCCCUCAUUGUCGGUAUCUUCUUUGGAGUAGAAACACUUUCUGGUGUCCUUGCUGGAUCUCUGGUGUCUGGUGUACAGAUUGCUAUCUCCGCAUCCAACACCGGUGGUGCUUGGGACAAUGCCAAGAAGUACAUUGAGGCUGGUGCAUCUGAGCAUGCGAGAAGCCUUGGGCCAAAGGGGUCAGAUUGUCACAAGGCAGCUGUGAUUGGAGACACUAUUGGGGACCCACUGAAGGACACAUCUGGACCCUCACUCAACAUCCUCAUCAAACUUAUGGCCGUUGAGUCCCUUGUCUUUGCUCCCUUCUUUGCUACCCAUGCUUUCGUUAAUAAAAAAGAAAAAGAAAAUGAUAGAAAAUUUGUCUUGCAAAUAGCCUACUUAUAUAUUGUACUUGUCAUUCCCAAAGCCACGGCUUCAGAGUCCAGCUAACCACUCAGAACCGCCGCGGAAAGAAUCAUGCUCUCCAUUGCAAUUUUUUACCCUUCGAUCUCGUUCAACCACUCCCUAGAUUACAUUGUCCGCCGUAUCCUCAACUGUCAGUCUCUCCCCCCAUCCACAUUCUCACUACCAUCCAAAUUGAAUUCCUAUUCCUCUUCCUCCACCUACAGACACCUCUAUAUGCGCACCAUCAACGCUGCUCAACUCUUCGAUUACGAGUCAAAGCUUGCCAAUGAGUUUAUUGUCUCCCAACGCCUUAAGAUUGCAAUUGUCGGCUUCGGCAAUUUCGGCCAGUUCCUUGCCACCACAUUAGUCCGCCAGGGCCACACCGUUUUGGCGUAUUCUAGAUCAGACUACUCUGAUGUGGCUCGAAAGUUGGGGGUUUUGUAUUUCAGCGACGUAGAUGAUCUUUGUGAGCAGCAUCCAGGAGUGAUCUUACUUUGCACUUCCAUCAUUUCGACGGUUAAAGUUCUUAAAUCAUUACCUUUCCAAAGGUUGAAGAGAAGUACAUUAUUUGUUGAUGUAUUAUCCGUCAAAGAGUUUCCUAGAAACCUCUUCCUUCAACACUUGCCUCAUGAUUUUGAUGUUCUCUGCACUCAUCCCAUGUUUGGGCCGGAGAGUGGAAAGAAUGGCUGGAAAAACCUUCCUUUUGUUUAUGACAAAGUUAGAAUUGGGAACGAAGAAUCAAGAAUAUUGCGAUGUUAUCGGUUUCUUGACAUUUUUGCUAGUGAAGGAUGCCGGAUGGUUGAAAUGUCUUGUGCUGAACAUGAUCGGCAUGCAGCUGGAUCCCAGUUUGUUACACACACAACAGGAAGAUUUUUAGAAAAACUGAGGUUAAAGACAACACCAAUCAACACAAAGGGUUAUGAAACUUUGUUGAGUUUGGUGAAAAAUACUGGGAGGGAUAGUUUUGAUUUGUACUAUAGUUUAUUCUUGUAUAAUUUAAAUGCCAUGGAACAACUAGAAAGAUUCGAUUUGGCUUUUGAAUCAUUGAAGAAGCAGCUUUUCAACCGAUUGCAUAGUAUCUACCGAAAGCAGCUAUUUGAAAAUGAACAAUAGAUCCUUGCUUUGCGAAAGAGAUCUAUGUUGCCAGAAAAAUCUAAAGACAGUGAUAGGUCAUCACCUCUUUCAAAAACUGUAGACACCAAAUGAAUUUAUGCCAAAGAUUUCCAUUUCAUUAGUAAGCA